CAAACGCGGUAUAAAAAGCUGACAAAUCGCCGGCAAAGGCAUCAGUUCUCGAUCGCACCGAUCCAAGAUGAAGUUCGCAGUCGUAUUCGCAAUUUGUAUCGUCCAAGGACUGGCGGCGUCGUUUAGCAACUUGCCGGCGCUGUUACUCCCGGUGCAGAUAUCUAACUUGCCGGCCCAGCAGGACGCGCCCCAAAUCUCGAACUUGCCCGGACAAGUCGACCCAGACGUACCCCAAAUCUCCAACUUGCCCGGACAGAUCUUGCCCGAGAUUUCCAACCUGCCCGGACAAGCCCUUCCCGAGAUAUCCAACCUUCCUGGUGUAGUUCAGGACGCCCCCGAAAUUUCUAACUGGCCCCAACAGGCCCCACCAGAAAUCUCCAACUGGCCCCAGCAAGCGCCCCCAGAGAUCUCCAACUGGCCCCAACAAGCCCCACCAGAGAUUUCCAACUGGCCCCAACAGGCUCCUCCAGAAAUUUCCAACUGGCCCCAACAAGCCCCACCAGAGAUUUCCAACUGGCCCCAACAGGCUCCUCCAGAAAUCUCCAACUGGCCCCAACAGGCUCCUCCAGAAAUCUCCAACUGGCCUCAACAGGCUCCUCCAGAAAUCUCCAACUGGCCCCAACAAGCCCCGCCAGAGAUUUCCAACUGGCCCCAGCAAGCGCCCCCAGAAAUCUCCAACUGGCCCCAACAAUCCCCGCCAGAGAUUUCCAACUUGCCCCAGCAAGCUCCGUGCGUGCAAUACGUCAGAGAACUUCUUUUGUCGGUGCUGGCCAAGAUCGACGUCAACUCAGAAGGAAAACCAGCUGAUCCCGUAGCCAGACCGUCGCCCCCGGUAGUGGUUCAGGAAAACGCCUGCUCGUUGUGUUUCGCCCGCCUCCAGUUGUUGAUCGAGAAAGCCAACAGCAGGAACAGCAUCGUUACUUUUUAAAAUGACGUAAUCGCCUAUUUGUCCAAGGCAAAUUUUGUUUCAAAAUAAACGUUUUAUUCCAGUAA
Cylas formicarius (sweet potato weevil) is the source of this 993-nucleotide messenger RNA. Its product is annotated as proline-rich protein 36-like. The record is from RefSeq and is a predicted model, not a curated record. Lineage: Eukaryota; Metazoa; Arthropoda; Insecta; Coleoptera; Brentidae. Bases 68 to 928 code for a protein of 286 amino acids. The transcript is spliced from 2 exons.